AUGACCUUUAGUGAGAGAGAUGCGAUACUCAAUGACGAGGAGGAAUGGGUGAACAUUCCGACAGUGCUGCGGAGUUUACUGCGUCAGCUUAACAAUGAAGUGCAGAAUAAUCGUAUUACCUGCGAUGCGUUCUUGGACAAUCAGAAGGAGCAUGACCACCUAAUAAAAGGGAUCUUGUCGAAGCAGUUGGAGCGCGAAUUGGAAAUGAAAAAAACGGAACUUACCCUGCAGCAGGAGUGCCAUGACGUCCAAGCCUCUUUUUCUGCUGUGCUGGGGAGUAUUCGCGAGCAGGUGCGCCAUUUAAGCGAAGAACAGCAACAAAUGCGGGAUUGCAUUCGACAAAUUGAGGAUCGGGAACACGACGCCAUUGCAAAGCAUGAUGGGGUAAGUGAGGAAUUAAAGGUCCUGCCGAAAACAAUGAAUCAACGCUCCAUGGCGUUGGAGCGAACGGUAAAUAAUAAAUUCCAGGAGAUAUCGGGCAGUCUUGAAAGUUUGAAAGCGAAAGUUGACAUGAUCUCUGAAAGGGGCGGCGUUGGGGUGGCAGCGGUCAGAAAGGAGUUGGAGGGCUCCAAUGUGGCGUGGCGGCAAGUCGGGGAGACAAUAGCUGAAGAAAUGGAUAGUCUUCGGAUCCAGUUUCAUCAGUAUGAGUCUAAUUUGAGGGAACUCAAGUUGUUCCAACGUGAAAGUGAAGGGGAAAACAGAAAACUGUUAAAGGCCUACACAGAUUUGCAUGAAAAAGUUCAUGCUAACUUUGGGAUGGUGAAGCAGUUGGAAACUUCCUCCAAUUACCGUUUUGAGGCCGUCUUUAGUGCGCUGCAGAAGUCACAAGACUUGGCGGAGAAGCUAUCUCGACUUCAUCGUAAGCGAGAGGAGGAGGAAAUCUCCGCGAUGGCGGUUGUGCAAAAGACGCAAGAUAUGUACAGUGCUUUGACGGAGGACCUAAAAAGAACCUUUGAUAUGCAGUUAACUCAACAUCGCACUGAAUUUGAACGGUUCAAUAGGCGUAUCAGUGAAUUGCAUCAGUCUAAAGAAGAAGUGGCUGGACUUGUGCAUGAAAAGAACGAGAGCGUUAUGGUAUUUAUCGAGGAGUUGCGUCGACGAAUAGACUCCAUAGAGUCCACGAUAGAGAGGCCUAAUCUGAUGGCUGACAUCGAACACAUCAUACAGGAAGGGUUGGCCAAAGAAAGAAUGGGAAAUGAGCGCCGGUAUGCAGAGAUCCAUCAGUUCAUUUCAGAGGAACGAAGCAGACAGCAGAGCGAGAUAGAAGAAAUCAGGACAACGUUAGAGCUUUUGGAUGGAAAAAGUGAAAAAGCAAUGACUGUUGUAAAAAGUGUUGAAAUCAUGGGGGAAAAUAUGGAGACACUGGGAAAACAAGUAAAUGAUUAUGAAGAAUUCCUGAAUUGUGUGCGUAAGGACAUGAAUGCUGUUGCGAUGGAGCUUAAGGGUCUUCAGGAGAUGUCUAACGCGGGGGUGAAUACACCUAACAAUGAUGCUCCUCGUACCAUGACAGAUCAAGAACCGGAAGUAACAAAAUAUGUGUCCGAGUUGGAACUCUUUGAAAUGAAGAGUUCGGUAAAGCAAGCAGAAGAGCGUUUGAGCCUCUAUGCCAUGAGGUUAAACGAGAUGCAGCAACAGUUUUUACGGGUUGAAGCCCUUGUGGAGGAGGUUCCCCGAACUUACGAGCGUUACCGGGAGGGUUUGCAUAAAAAGCUAUCCCCAGCGUUGCUCCAAUUGGAGAUGCUGCAGCAGCGUAUUGCCUCAUUGGAGCUCAAGUUUGCGGCGGGGGAGCCACGUGAAGGGGUGCGCCAUACAUCGACGACUUCUCCAGAGGGCGGCGAACUUGAGGCUACGCGACUAGGUGUUCGUCUCGAUCAGGCGCUCCAAUCUGCCCAGCGAAAAAUUCAAGAAACUGAUGUGCGGCUAGAUGGCUUUCAGCUUUUUUGCAACACCCUGGAGGGACGGGUGGAGAGGUUGUCUAGGGAAAUUGCGGAGGUCGCUAAUAAAAACGUGUCUUUUCAAGAGGACGAGGAGCAGCGACGUGGCGCUAUUCAAAAGGAACUGGAACGAGUUGUGACGCGGAUGCGGGAGAUGGAGGCGAAUGUGCAAUUCUGUGAGGAGAGCGUAGCAUCAGGGCAACGUUCUCUCCGGGACGUGACCUCCGAAAUAAAAGAAUCAAGGGACUCUUUUGAGAGGGUCUCUGAUCUCAUAGUAACGUUAGAAAGGUCUGUGAGGUCUUGCAUCACGGCAGACUCGAAGGAGUGGCGCAGUGUUUAUGAGUUAACCUCUAUGCUUUCAAGGUGUAAGCUGGAUCAGCAGCUGACCAAACUUAGGGAGGAGUUUGACGCCCUCGCCCCGUUGGAGCAGGUUCGUUUUGCCGAGGAGGCCUUGUCUGAGAUGCGCAGAGAGAAGCAGGCGUUCAAGCAGUACGCGGAUGAAGUAAAGGUCUUCGUUUCACAGAAGCUGCAGGUGGAGAACCUCCAAGAGGGUUGCGAUGAUGUGAGUCAGCCACGCUGUGCGUUGGAGCAGCGCGUGACUCUCUUGGAGGAGUCUGCCCGCGAGAAUUCAACACACAUGGCGUCGAAUUUACACGACGUCAUUCUUCCUUUUGACUCUCGCGUGAGCUCCCUUGAGGCGGCUGUGGCUGAGCUACGGGCGCAGGCGUCGUCUGCAGCACAACCCCAACCCUGCUCCUCGUCGUUGGCAGUCGCGAGUGAGGUCGCGGGCCAGCUGGCCGCCUUGGGCGAUCGCCUAACAAGCCUGGAGGGUGCGGUUCUCGCCAUGCAGGAAAAAGGAGGAGACGACGCAGCGGGGGUGAAGGGUUCCGAGCUACGGGGCCGGCUGCCAUCGUUGGAGUGUUCGGUGGUGACAUGCAAGCGUGGCAUGGAGGAGAGUUUCGAGCUGGUCACUGACAGCCAGAGGCGCAUGGAUGAAGGGGCGGAACGCCACACCGAGCAUGACUUCUUAGGGAUAAGUGAUCAUGUUCGAAAGUUCGUGCGCGACGAGUUGGAAGCUUCUGAGAAGCGAGUGAGGUGUUUGCUGAACUCCAGAUUCGAGAGUUUCUGGAAGUCAUAUUUGCCUUCCACUGCACGCAAGGUGGACCGCGAGCGGCUGGCGGAGGAGGUGGGUUUAUUAUGGAAACAUGUCGAGUCGCAGUUAAAUGCCUUGAAGCGCGAGCUGCAGGUCUGCCAUUGA
Messenger RNA from Trypanosoma conorhini, 3192 nucleotides. RefSeq lists its product as uncharacterized. Lineage: Eukaryota; Euglenozoa; Kinetoplastea; Trypanosomatida; Trypanosomatidae. The record is from RefSeq and is a predicted model, not a curated record. The coding region runs from base 1 to 3192 and encodes 1063 amino acids. The transcript has a single exon.